Molecule: messenger RNA, 696 nt
Organism: Penicillium robsamsonii
Lineage: Eukaryota; Fungi; Ascomycota; Eurotiomycetes; Eurotiales; Aspergillaceae
Product: SDR family NAD(P)-dependent oxidoreductase
Exons: 4
Coding region: 1-696 (231 amino acids)
Molecular function (GO): oxidoreductase activity, acting on the CH-OH group of donors, NAD or NADP as acceptor
Source: RefSeq, a predicted model, not a curated record
AUGGUGCUCGCGACUGGUCUCAAAGGCGCCCAUGUGCUUAUCACAGGAGACACACGGGGUAUGGGAGAGGCAAUGGUGCAUAAAUUCCUCCAGGAGGAAGCCAAUGUAUCCUACUGUGCCCGGACCGUCACCAACACCGAGUUUGCUGGGUUCUACUCGACGCUCCCUGAAGGGAAUACCGCCCGCACCGUGGGCACGGCAUUCGAUGUUGCUAGCAAAGACGCUAUCGUCCAGUGGGUCGAGAGCUCCGCCGAGCGACUCGGACGUAUUGAUGUGAUUAUCGCCAAUGAACACUGGGAGAGCAGUUUUGCGAUCGAUGUCAUGGGCUUUGUCGAGGUGGUCAGGGCAGCCACGUCCUACUUGGAAAAGUCCUCGGAGGCAUCCAUCAUCGUGCAGAGCUCAUUCAUGGGACGUGAAUUCUACCGGUCUCCCUCCAAGCGGCCUACGGGCCCUGCAAGGCAGCGCAGCUGCAGCAUGAUCCGGGUCAAUGCCAUCUCGCCGGGACCGAUCCUGUGCAAAGGAGGUCCCUGGGAUCUCUAUUCAAAGAGUAAUCCGGAAUGGGUGGGGGAACAGCGGCCGAAAAGAGGGCCGACAGAGGUAGCAGCUGUGGCAGUAUUCCUAAUGAGACCUCUGGCCAGCUUCGUCUCGGGCGCAAAUAUGUUGGCCGAUGGGGGAAUUCAUGUUGGCACCCAGUAG